UCGCGUUUCCUCACUGAGCCGUGCGGGCUUCCGUAGACAUGGCUGCCUCCAUGUGCUAACGUGAGAUUAUCCUGCAGAGACUCUGGAGCAGCGAGGAGACUCUUACCUGACAUUUACCUGACAUUUACCUGCUCCAUCACCUUCACAGUAACACCUCUGACACACACUAGGAACCCGGUGUCCGCCUGCAGAGAGACCUCACAGAUCCCCAUUAGCUUUUGCAUAGCAGCAGCUGUUCUCCCUGGUGUCCUCAUAGUUAGGGUGUUGUACCUUGAUGCUGGUGAGGACAGCUCGGCUGUUCCCCCUCAUCGUCUCCCAUCAUCUGCAUCCUUCCUGCAUUCAUUCUGCCACACAGACGUUUGGUUGGAGCUUCGGCGGUACUGCCGCUGCCAGCCGGGGACUGAGAUCCAUGGAGCCCCUAAAACCUGCUGCCGAUGUUCCCACCAGCAAACCUGCUGAACCUCCAGCAGAAGAUCUGAGCGUGACGGCCACGGACACGGCAGCUGACAACAAAGAGCAGAUGCCUGCUGUUGGACUGUUACCGGGGGAGACGGUGGUCAAGGAGGGCAAGGCGGCCAUCUUGUUUCCCAAUGCUAAUGAGGUGUUUUACAACCCAGUCCAGGAGUUUAACAGAGAUUUGACAUGUGCGGUGAUCACAGAGUAUGCCAGAGAAGUGAUGGCUCAGCGCGGCGUGAAGGUGGUGGUGCCGGGAGAGAAAGAGAGGGUGGUGGUCUCUCUGUCGGAGGACACGAAUGAGGCCGACGUUCAGACGGAGGAGAAAAAUGGAGCCGAGUCUCCGGCUGUAACUGCAGUAGUGGGGGAGAAAUGCGAGCGCGGCCUUCACGUGCUGGAGGGUCUGGCGGCGUCCGGUCUGCGCUCGGUGCGUUUCGCUCUGGAAGUCCCGGGCCUGCAGAGCGUCACCGCCAACGACUUCUCCACCAAGGCCGCGGCGCUGAUCGCCAGGAACGCCCAGUACAACAAAGUCAGCCACCUAGUCCGGCCCAGCUGCAGGGACGCCAGUAUGCUGAUGUAUGAGAUGCGAGGGAAGAAGGAGCGUUAUGAUGUAAUCGAUCUGGAUCCCUACGGGAGUCCUGCUUCUUUCUUGGACGCCGCUGUGCAGGCCGUCAGCGAGGGAGGUCUGUUGUGUAUAACAUGUACAGACAUGGCGGUGAUGGCAGGAAACAGUGGAGAGACCUGCUACAGCAAAUACGGUUCAAUCUCCAUCAAAACCAGAUACUGCCAUGAGAUGGCUCUUCGUAUCAUCCUCCACAGUCUGGACCAGAGGGCGGGGGUGUACCAGCGAUACAUCCAGCCUCUGCUGUCCGUCAGUGUCGACUUCUACAUCAGAGUCUUUGUUCGUGUCUUCACGGGACAGGCCACUGUCAAAAACUCAGCCAGUAAACAGGCUCUGGUCUACAACUGUGUCGGCUGCGGGUCUUUUCACUUACAGAGGAUGGGCCGGAGAACAAGCAACGGAAAACAUAUGAAGUAUUCUGCUGCCACCGGACCUCCAGUUGGACCAGAGUGUGAACACUGUGGACAGAGACAUCAGAUGGCCGGUCCGAUGUGGGCAGAGCCAAUCCACGACACGGCAUUUGUCCAGAAGGUUUUGUCUGCGGUGUCGGGGAACCCGUCUCGAUUUGGGACGUCCAAACGCAUCGAGGGCAUGCUCAGCAUGGUGACCGAGGAGUUGGAAGAUGUGCCUCUUUAUUACAGCGUGGACAGUCUGAGCAGCACGAUACACUGCAACACCCCCCCCCUGCUGCAGUUAAGGUCGGCUCUCCUUCACGCCGGUCACCGGGUUUCCCUCUCUCACGCCUGUAAGAACGCCCUCAAGACGGACGCUCCUCCUGCAGCCAUCUGGGACAUCAUGCGAUGCUGGGAGAAGGCCAAUCCUGUGAAGAGAGAGAAGCUGUCAGAGACGAGCCCCGCCUUCAAGAUCCUGUCCACUGAGCCCAGCUCAGAGGCGUGUUUCACUGUGAGGGAGGACGCCAACCCUCAGUCCCGUAAACGCCACCUGACCCGGUUCCAGGAGAAUCCGCAGGCCUUCUGGGGACCCAAAGCUCGCGCCAGAUCUGGCAGCGGCGGCAUUGUUACUUCCCUGCAGGACAAGAGGAAGAAGUGCCAGAACAAGAGGAAGAACCAGAUCACAGACUCUUCUGAGCUGAAAAACUUUCACUGCAAAAAGUUCAGACAGGGAGUAUGUACACAUGGAGAGAAAUGCUGCUACGCCCACGACCCGGUGCAGACGGACGAAGAGAAGAUGGAGUGACAGAUUCUGUCUCUUAACUUAGUCGUUGUUUUGUUUUUUUAAUUAAUUUUAUUUCUGGAGUUUGAAUGUGUUAGAGCAGCCUGGAUGAAGUGAGUAUGAUGACCUGCAAUCAGAGACUAUUUGGAUAGUUUAGGGACUAAAACCUAGAAACUGUUAAUACGCAGCAGAACUAGUUUUACACCAGAGCUUUUUUUUUGUUUUAGCUUCCUUUGUUAUUUCGGUCCAAUAAAGUCUCACGCUGACUUUA
Molecule: messenger RNA, 2519 nt
Organism: Sebastes umbrosus (honeycomb rockfish)
Lineage: Eukaryota; Metazoa; Chordata; Actinopteri; Perciformes; Sebastidae
Gene: trmt1
Product: tRNA methyltransferase 1
Exons: 17
Coding region: 275-2272 (665 amino acids)
Biological process (GO): tRNA N2-guanine methylation
Cellular component (GO): nucleus
Molecular function (GO): RNA binding; metal ion binding
Source: RefSeq, a predicted model, not a curated record